AUGGUUCGCUAUGCUAACAAGGAUUACUUGUCUUGCCAAGACCUCCGUCUUUUUCUCGAAACUGAACAAGGCGUUCGUUUUUUUUUCUUCACAGAAAAUAGCAAUGACGUUCAGAUGGUUGGCGUGACAACAUCUAACUGCGAAAGCAUAAUUAAUCAUAAUGAACCGUGCUAUGAAGCAAGAAAUAAUAGCUUGAUGACAAUUGAUGGAUUUACAUCGUAUUUAUUUUCUGAGGAUUGUGGGAUUUUUGAUCAGAACCAUCGAGUUGUAACUAUGGAUAUGAAACAGGUUUUUGUUGAAUGAGCCACUUCUAUUCAUAAACACAGACCGACCAAUGCGACGCGUGGCUUAUAUAAAAACCUAAUGCCGCGUCCAAAGUUAAAAAACGCCCGGUGAUCACGCGGAUUUUGCUGGGAUUUCCUUUAACCUUGGACGCUUUUUUUAAACUUUGGACGUGGCAUUACGAAAUUUAGUUUUGAUGAGUUUUGUAGGAAGAAAAUGCAAAAAAUCAUGAAACACGGUCUCCCACGGCGCGAAUGAUUUCAAUGGGGCGCACUUGCAACAGGCGGGCUGUGUCGAUUUACGCGGCGGCCGAUUAAUUAAUUUUCAACGGGAGUUCGCGUUCUUUCCAUGUUUUCUGUACAAUACACCUAUUUUUUUAUUUGUACGCCUGGAACCUGGAUUCGAAUAAUUAGAGCAAGCUACGUUUUGGUAGCUACGUUUUGGUAACAGAAAUCUCACAUAUCGUUGAGAAUUAGCCGAGUUAUUUCGAUUUGAAGGUUUUGGCCUGGAUUUUGAUGUAUUUCGAAUAGUUUUCGAAAACUGCUCAAGAAAACUAACCGCCGGAAUCUGAAUUCUGUGAAGAAAGAUUCAGCGAACAUUUUUAUCGUUCGUUAGGCUCAUGAAACGCAAAAUGAGCUGAUAUAUAAGGUUACGAAAUGCGAAAAAGACGCUUAAAAACAUGAAAAACUCUAAAUUCUGUGAAGAACGGCUUCCAAUCAGUGAAAUAUUGUUUGCUAGACGUUUUUCAAGUCAAAAAGAAAGAAAUAAAACUGCAUUUUCAGACCUGCAAAUUUUCAAAAGUUACAACGACACUCCGCAAUUUACGAGCGCACUGUGUUUAGCAUUAGCGCCCUGGGAGACCAUGUGAAACUAAAUGUUUGAACUUCCAUUUUUCAAACGUUUGAUUUGAAAGAUAACCUAAUGCUAAGGAUUUUCAAAAUCCCUCCGCUGAAGAGUGCAAAUCUAGUAAUCUGACACGCAGUCUUCCAAUUCUUGUGGAAUAGUUGAAUAUGAGUAAAAUAUCACAUUUUAACUCGUAAAUGUAAGGUGUAAGCGUAAGGUGUAAGGUUUCUGCAGCUCAUUAGAUCAUACAGACACGAAUAGCGUAAUAUUUAUGAAUAUGAUAAAAAAUGGAGUUUGUUGAAAACGGAUUGAUUAUCAGCGAAAUUCGCACAAAAAUUGUGUUAUACGCGGUUGACAAUAAGACACUUUAAUAAAAAAUACCGCAAUAUAAGCCAUUCAGUAUUUGCUGAAAAUUUUCGUUCCAAGUCGCACACACCGACAAAUUUUUUUUAACGCAUUUUCAGCCAUUCUCGCACUAUUACAUCUCGAGCUCUCGAAAAACGUACCUGGUUGAAGAUCAACUGGGCCCCACUUCCCCAGAUGGAUUAACAUCGGCCUUGAAAAGAAACUGCAGGCUGAUAGAACGUUGAGAUCAACAUACAAAAUCGAAUAAAAAAGAGUUAUUUCAGUCGAUAUAUGGGAUCCGAAUGAGAGCUGUGGCGAAUGCGAACCGAUAAUUCAGAAUGGUCUACACGCGCAAAGCAAAAUUCCUAUCUCGGACGCGUUGAAAACAAUAAGAGAAAAUGGAUUCGAGAGAAGUCGAUAUCCACUAUUGUUGAAACUCUCGGUUCAUUGUUCACUAGAUUGGCAGAAAGUAGCGGCUAAGCUGAUAGUUAUGCACUUAGGCUCGAAGCUUUAUUUGCCAGAAUUUGAUACAACCGAUUGGAAAGACGAAAGCAAUAUUCCGACUCCAUGGGAUUUUCAGAAUCGAAUUAUAAUAAUCGUAAUGUUUAUAUUUAACCAUAAAAAUGAAAAACCGAGCCAAAAGAAACUUUCAAGGCGGUAAAGCAUACCGAAAAUGGAACUUACCUGAUAAUUUUCGACUCACAAUUUUGAAAAUUACUCUAGUACCUAUUUAUUUGUUCUAAUGAAGUACAAAGGAGAAAUUAAUUAAUAUGGAACUGAGUAUUCUGUGACAGUUCUAUUCCGGUCAGAUCCAUUUCAGGGCAGUUCCAUUUCGGUCAGUUCCAUUUGGGGCAGUUCCAUUGUGGCCAGCUCCAUUUCGAUCAGGUCCAUUUCGAUCAGUUCCAUUCCGGGCAAAGCUCCACUUCGGCACGAGGUGUCAUGCACGACAUCGCGCUGCAUUUGCGCUACGUUGCGAAAAACCUUGGCAAAGUGCCAGCCUAAACAUAAACGCGUUUUUGCAAUUUUGUUUAGGUUUAAAACGUCUAAAUGUCAAAAAAUGAACAAAAAAAACAAAAAAAAAAAUGCAACACGUGCACUGUUUUUUUUUCAAUUUUUUUUGCAUCGCUGAAUAACACCAUGAAUAACACACUACGGGAUUCUACACUUCAGAGUAAGAAGCUUCAACAAGAUGCUGAAACAGGAGAGGUAUCCGACGACGACGAUUUACCCACAAAUCGAAAGAAGGAAAGCAAGUAUGCAUUUUUUUUUUUGGUUUUUUGUUCUCAUCAUCAUUAUCUCAUUCAAGCCUGAAUUGAACAAAAUUUUCAGAAAACUUCUGUGCAGAGAAAUAUCUGACUUGGUUCCUGCGUUUUUCAAAUCUUCAUCAUUAAGCGACUUGCUACCGAAUUCUCCAGGAUCUCAAAGCAGUAAGAAAAAUAAUAUGGCAUUUGUUUCCAGCCGGAAGCUUCUGUUUGUGAUCACUGAACUUGACACCUGUUCACAUUUCGGUGAAUAUACUCUGGAAACUCGAUUGCAAUCUAAUUAGAAGAGUUUGCAAUCUAAUAAGAAUAAAUUGCAAUCUAAUUAGAAAACGUUGCAAUCUAAUUAGAAAAAAUUGCAGUGAUUGCAAUCUAAUUAGAAAAAAUUGCAGUGAUUGCAAUCUAAUUAGAAAAAAUUGCAGCGAUUGCAAUCUAAUUAGAAAAAAUUGCAGUGAUUGCAAUCUAAUUAGAAAAAAGGCAUUUAAUUCGGAGGGUACAAAAAUUAGGGGGUACAACAGGGCACAAAUGGUUUUGGGGUACAACUUUCAUGGUUUUGGGGUACAAAAAGUCGAGGGUACAAAAUUUUCGAUUCUGGGGUACAAAAAUUUACCGAUUCAGUAGGCAUUGAUUAAGGGGUACAACUUUUAUGAUUUAAGGGUACAAAUUUCACGAUUUUGGGGUACAAAAGUUGCACGAAGCACAUUUUCGAAGUUUUCAUUCCAGUUUUGAAUUUUUGAGAGCUCACGAUCGUCUCGAGACACAGUCGUGUGUAGCCAUGCUUUGUUUUAUGCAGUAUUUUGUGUCAUUUCGAGAAAAAAACUUUACUUGGGUAAAUUUCACACACAACAUCAGAUGCUGAAAUUCUGCUGUGAAAUUGCAGAAUUUAAAGGGGCCAAAACAGCAAAACAACUUGUAAGUAAUAUUAUAGGUACUGUUGAAAAAAAAAAGUUUCGACAUUGGAAUCGAAGCUGGCAGCGUGCCAAGGCCCGGCCUCCCAAACGCAUAUGCUGCGCGCCAUUGUUGCAACAUUGCCGCACGCUUUAUUGUUCUUCGUUUUUGUCUUUAUUUUUCGGCUAAAAAUCAGCAGAAAUUUGGUUUUUCCCAUUUUUUUACCCCUAUUUAUUCAUUUCAAUCGGCUUUUGCUAUAAAAAAUCAACUUUGAAAACAGAUUUAUCGAUUUUUAGCUUGAAUUUUCGAACAUUUCUUGAUUUUGUGUUUUUCUCCUUUCGAUUUCGGUGAAUUUGAGAAUUUUCAGGAUUUCCACCUACGGAAAAGUCGAACAAGCAACAAAAGGGCAUGGAUUUCUUAUUUUUGUGUUAGUUUUUGACGUAACAAUAAUUUUCUCUCCGAUCAACGUUUAUAGACUUCACUCCUCCGCCGUCUUCUCCACUCCGCCGUCAGCACACAACGGAAAGUUGA
This is a messenger RNA of Caenorhabditis sp. 36 PRJEB53466, 4148 nucleotides long. The record is from the annotation of a GenBank genome assembly. NCBI's taxonomy places the organism in Eukaryota, Metazoa, Nematoda, Chromadorea, Rhabditida, Rhabditidae.